UCGGUGUCACAUUAUUAUUGUUCCGUGUGUGGCCACACUGGGUACCGCAUGCUGUCUAGAUAACGUUCAUGUUGCACUGAAGACUUUAAAGUAUUAAUUAUGCAUCUCACACAAGACUUAGAACUGUUUCCUGAAUACACGGUGACUCAGCUGCUCUUCAAAGAUGUAAAAAAUGCGACGGAGUUGAGAAAAAUGGCAGUGAAUGGAGAAAUAAAAGGCGCCUUGAUCAAUCCAUCAAUGGUUGUGGACGCAUUCCAGAUCUUGGUGGCAGCAAAUAAAGCAGUUCACCUUCAUAAAAAUGGAAAGAUGAAAACCCGGAGUCUUUACUCGGAAAUCAUUUUUAAUCUUUCACCCACAAACAAUUCUAUUGUCUGGCAGAUAUCUGAAGCGUUCAAAAGGUUUGGGAUCUCAGACAGUGACACUGCGGUUCACAUUGUGUUGGUUCACAACAAAGACGAGACCCUCGACAUUGAUGACAUCGUCUCAAAGGUGGACGGACAACAGGUUGCCGUUGAUCGAGUGUCUGAUUUCACUGAUGUCGCGAAGAUUAAAAAGCUGUACAAAGUCGCACCACUGGAGGAAAAGUGUGGCAGUCUUUCGGACGCUGUUGUUUGCAGGAUGGCCAAUAAAGAUGUCGCAUAGCUAAUCAAUACGUCGAUAUAUUUCUACUUUAAAUAAACCCACACUGGAUUUCUAUGUGUCAGAUCUACUCUAGUGGAACAUGUGAAAAAAUAUUGUUUAUAUCACGCUUUUUUUAUGAAUAAAAUAAAAUAAUAAUAGGA
Molecule: messenger RNA, 782 nt
Organism: Carassius auratus (goldfish)
Lineage: Eukaryota; Metazoa; Chordata; Actinopteri; Cypriniformes; Cyprinidae
Product: EKC/KEOPS complex subunit TPRKB
Exons: 4
Coding region: 100-642 (180 amino acids)
Biological process (GO): tRNA threonylcarbamoyladenosine modification
Cellular component (GO): EKC/KEOPS complex; nucleus; cytosol
Source: RefSeq, a predicted model, not a curated record